Molecule: messenger RNA, 837 nt
Organism: Scomber scombrus (Atlantic mackerel)
Lineage: Eukaryota; Metazoa; Chordata; Actinopteri; Scombriformes; Scombridae
Exons: 3
Coding region: 1-837 (278 amino acids)
Source: RefSeq, a predicted model, not a curated record
AUGGUCGACCAAUCCCACAUCAGUCCUAAACCAGUCCGAAGCCAACCCAAACCAUACCCAAACCAGCCCCAAACUAACCCCAAGCCAGUCCUAAACCAGCCCCAACCAGUCCCAAACCAGCCCCAAACCAGUCCCAAACCAGCCCCAACCAGUCCCAAACCAGCCCCAAACCAGUCCCAAACCAGCCCCAAACCAGGCCCAAACCAGGCCCAAACAAGUUCCAAACCAGCCCCAACCAGUCCCAAACCAGCCCCAAACCAGCCCAAACAAGUUCCAAACAAGCCCCAAACCAGUCCCAAACCAACCCCAAACAAGUCCCAAACAAGUUCCAAACCAGUCCCAAACCAGUCCCAAACCAGCCCCAAACCAGUCCCAAACAAGUUCCAAACCAGUCCCAAACCAGGCCCAAACAAGUUCCAAACCAGCCCCAAACCAGUCCCAAACAAGUUCCAAACCAGCCCCAACCAGUCCCAAACCAGCCCCAAACCAUCCCAAGCCAGUCCCAAACCAGCCCCAAACCAACCCCAAACCAGUCCCAAACCAGUCCCAAACCAGCCACUAACCAGCCCCAAACCAGCCACAAACCAGGCCCAAACCAGCCCUAAACCUGUCUUAAACCAGUCCCAAGCCAGUCCUAAACCAGCCCCAAACCAGUCCCAAACAAGUUCCAAACCAGCCCCAAACCAGUCCCAAACCAGCCCCAAACCAGUCCCAAACCAGUCCCAAGCCAGUCCUAAACCAGUCCCAGACCUGUCUCAAACCAGUCCCAAGCCAGUCCCAAACCAGCCCCAAACCAACCCCAAACCAGUCCCAAACCAGUCCCAAACCAGCCACUAA